ACUGCCGCAAUUCUCCGCUCUCGCGACGGGAGAAAUGCGACGUUCGACCGAUCCCCGCAACCUGCUCGUGCGCAGAGGCCCUCUCCUCGUCGAUGGAGAGUCUGCGAUAUCUGAACUGGAUCCAGGUUUCUUCCCGACGGGUGAUGCGCCCAAGAUGUCGUCGACAACGCGACGCCGAUUCAACCUGAUCGCCUUCACGCCCGGGCCAGUGACGGUGAUAUCAUCGCUCGUGUACCUCGCGCUUCUCAUUCCGCUCCUGCUCGUCCAUACCAUCGUUCCCUCAGCACCAAAGUCGAAUCCGAAGGGCGUAGACCUUUCCGAAGCAUGGAACGACCUCCAGCACCUAACUAGCGGCUUUCAUCCAUAUAACAGCCACAGAAACGACGAGAUCCAUCAAUGGCUUCUCCAACGUGUCGGUCACAUUUUGGACGCGUCCCGCAAGGCGCACGAGGACGAUGCGAUGGGUAGCGUGGCUCCGGACGUGUUCGUGUUUGAUGACCAGCAAUCCAACUUGACCUUUUCGGGCGGUGGAGUUGGCAACAAACCUAUCACGGGAGUUUACUUCGAGGGCAAAAAUAUCAUCGUUUAUAUCCGGGGCCUUGAGGAUGACAAAGAGAAUUGGUGGGACUCUCCCGGUGGCAAACCAAAAGGGAAAGGAGGUGUGCUUGUCAACGCCCACUAUGACAGUGUGUCAACUGGUUUCGGCGCUACCGAUGAUGGGGUGGGAGUCGUGAGCGUUCUCCAGCUCAUCAAGUUCUUCACUUCUCCUGGGAAUCUGCCCCGAAAAGGCCUUGUUCUCCUUCUGAACAAUGGAGAAGAAGAUUAUCUUAACGGCGCCCGCGCGUAUAGCCAGCACCCGCUGUCGAAGUAUACACACACCUUUUUGAAUUUAGAGGGUGCUGGUGCAGGAGGGCGCGCUGCUUUGUUCCGAACAACGGAUAUUGAAGUUACAAGAUUCUAUAAAUCUUCUCCCCACCCAUUUGGCUCAGUACUCGCUGCAGACGGGUUUAAGAUGGGUCUUAUCCGUAGCGAGACUGAUUACGCCGUUUUUAAAGGUGUUCUAGGUCUGAGAGGCCUUGAUGUUGCGUUCAUUGAGCCUCGAGCUCGAUACCACACGGACCAGGAUGAUGUGCGGCACACAAGCAUUGACUCCGUCUGGCAUAUGCUAUCUGCGGCCAUUGCUACCACCAAAGGUCUUGUUUCUUACACUGGUAGCGAAUUCGACGGGCGAGCUCCGGGAAAAGGCAUGGUCAACAGCGGAGUGGGCACGCAUGGCGUAUGGUUUGACCUCUUCGGGUCAUCCUUUGCAGUGUUCCGCCUUCAUACCCUAUUCGCAAUCUCCGUAACCCUCCUUGUGGUCUGCCCUAUUGUCCUUUUUGUCAUAGGGAUAAUCUUGAGCAAAAUGGACAAGAUGUACUUAUUUUCGAUCCACGAAACGAUCCCUGAAACCAAGGAGAAAGUCUCCGUCCGAGGUCUUCGUGGCUUGUUCCGCUACCCCAUAAUCCUUGUCGUCUCAUCCGGAAUCCUAAUCGGGCUUUCAUACUUGUUGGCAAAAGUCAACCCCUUCAUCGUCCACAGCAGCAGCUAUGCUGUCUGGAGUAUGAUGCUAUCUUCCUGGAUAUUCAUGACUUGGUUCCUUUCCUGCAUUGCCGACUUUUUCAGACCGUCUGCAUUGCAUAGAGCUUACACGUUCACCUGGCAGCUCCUCGUUAUGUGGGUCUUGCUAGUAAUUAGCACAGUGUAUGUGAAUCAACAUGAUAUUGCUGCUGGCUAUUUUAUCGUCUUUUACUUUGCCGGGACAUUUUUGGCCACUUUGAUCUCUUAUCUCGAGCUUUUCGCGUUACCGAACAAGACCCGGUAUGCUCGUGAGCAGAGCCAGUACCCGAGCCGAUUAGGUAGCAAUCGAAGUAGCCGAAUCCUUUCUCCUUCAGCAGAUGAGCUGCCAACCGGUGGUGAUAACAAUGGCGAAAUCUACGAUGGCGAAGAAGAGCCAACUGAAUCUUCAUCUCUGCUUGGUAGACAACGCAGAACGACCUUCGCUAAUUAUACAAGGACAGGAAGGGACCUAGCUUCUAGUGAAUCCGGGACUUAUGAAGAUCACUCUGAAACUGGUGUUUUCGGCGAAGAGCAGAAAUGGAGCGCAAGCUUACCUACAUGGACAUGGGUUCUGCAGUUCCUAUUCGUCGGCCCUGUUGUUAUUAUGUUCAUCGGGCAAUUGGGUCUCUUCUUGACCUCAGCCAUGAAUCAAGUCGGCGCGGAUGGAGUUGGGCUUCUUGUGGUAUAUAUCGCCAUCGCUGUGUUUUCCGUGCUGCUUUUAAUUCCUCUUUCUCCUUUUAUUCAUCGAUUUACAUAUCAUGUUCCAACAUUUCUCCUCCUUGUCUUCAUCGCCACGCUAAUAUACAACCUCGCUGCCUUCCCUUUCUCUGCUGAAAAUCGCUUGAAAAUAUUCUUUGUCCAAGAGCUCAAUCUGGACACCGGCCGCAACCAAGUUUCUCUCACUGGCGUCGAUCCGUAUGUCCAAGACAUCAUCCGCGCGAUCCCAAGCGCCUCCAAAGAAAAUAUAUCUUGCGAUUCCGAAUUAGACUCAGGACGCAGAAAAUGCUCUUGGCCAGGCCUCGCCCCUGAAGUCGUACAAGACGAACCGACCGACAGAUGGCUAUCCUUCAACAUCUCCAAACCAUCAUCCCAGGAAACCAAAGACACACCCGUCCUCCACGCCCGCCUCCACGUCUCUGGCAAAAACACGCGCGCCUGUAGAGUUAAUUUCGAACGUCCGAUCCGAGACUACUCCCUCCCGGGCUCUGCGUUGGACGAUCGAAUGCCACAUACCCUUCCACAAGGUAUUUCGGAAAUAAGACUCUGGAGUCGCACAUGGGAGAAUGUCUGGACCGUAGAUGUUCAGUGGGAUGCAGAGGACAUGGAUGAGCUACACGGCAGGGUGGUGUGCUUAUGGAGCGAUGCCAAUCAGCUUGGAUCCAUACCAGCUCUAGACGAGCUUCGGCUAUUUGCGCCGCCGUGGGUGGCUAUUUCCAAGUUAAAGGAUGGUCUGGUGGAGGUCAGUCGUGGAUUUUGAAAGGACUUCGGAAAGAUAUCACCUUUUUGAUAGGGUUUUGGCUUAUUUCUGGCUGGGGAGGGGGCGUUGGAUACGUUUCUGCCUCUAUUCGUACCUACUUCUAGAGAUGGACACACUAAUCCUUGAGGCUAUUGUAUUUGGAUUAUAUCAUGGCUUUUCUCGCCUCAUAAUAUCUGUUAAUUAACCAGUUUUCCCAUUUAAAUGUACCGUUAAGCAACUGCCUAGCUAAGCCUGAGGAAUAA
This is a messenger RNA of Coccidioides posadasii C735 delta SOWgp, 3315 nucleotides long. RefSeq lists its product as uncharacterized. NCBI's taxonomy places the organism in Eukaryota, Fungi, Ascomycota, Eurotiomycetes, Onygenales, Onygenaceae. The record is from RefSeq and is a predicted model, not a curated record. Gene Ontology annotation, biological process: proteolysis. Gene Ontology annotation, molecular function: metalloexopeptidase activity.